Messenger RNA from Polistes canadensis, 4247 nucleotides. Its product is annotated as probable ATP-dependent helicase PF08_0048. The transcript has 2 exons. NCBI's taxonomy places the organism in Eukaryota, Metazoa, Arthropoda, Insecta, Hymenoptera, Vespidae. The record is from RefSeq and is a predicted model, not a curated record. The coding region runs from base 1819 to 4119 and encodes 766 amino acids. Gene Ontology annotation, molecular function: protein binding.
CACUUUUAAAUAGAGCUUAACACAAAUUGACUUUGAUAUUUCGUAAGUUAAAUCCCACCCACUUGUUCCUAAUUGGUCGUUUCGUAAGAUCACCUCAUUGUGAUAUCCAAUAGAAUGGUAGGAAAUAAUCAACCGAUCAAUCAAAUGCGAAAUCUUCUUUAUCGAUCGUAUAGGAAUUCUUCAUUAUCGAUCGAGCAUCGAGUUUCCUUAGGAAGUUCCCCGUAUCUGCGCAUGCGCAUAACGCAUAUAUUAAAGAACACGAAAGUUGUGAAAGAGAGAAAGAGAUAUUAGAUAGUGAAUUACGAAAGAUAGUAAAAGAUAGGUAACGAUAUAUUCGUGACACAUCCCACAUGUCGACAUUCCUGCACCCCCAACCCGAUGGAUCCCGCGGGAUUUAUUUUAAGAUAGGUAUGACGAAAGAAAGAGACAGAAACAGAGAAAGAAAGAAAGAAUGAGUGAGUGAGAGAGAGAUAGAAAGAUGGAAAGAGAGAACACGAAACUCCGUUGCUCGUCUUCAGUAGCAAAUCCGCGAGUGGCUUGCACGGGAUGUGUUGUUGAAUCGUGUGUUGGUCUAACGCGAGUGUUUACGAUUUUUCACGACCACUAUUUUGUCGAUCUAACCAAAUAAAUUGGGAAAUUAUUUCCUAACCUAUUUUUCUCUCUCUCCCUCUCACUUAUUUCUCUUUCUUUUAUUUUUACCUAAGAAGAACAUACACGAAGCAGUAAUAGAAAUUUUAUUCACGUAUUCGUAUACAUAUAUAUAUAUAUAUGUGUGCAUAUGUAUUUACAUAUGCAUAAGGUAAGAAAUUGUACGAAUGGUAAAAUUUCGCGGUCUCUUACGAAUACGUCGGCCAUUUUGGUUUGAAGAAGGAAGAAGUAGAAGAAUAAGAAGAAGAAAUGUUAACAAUAGUAGUAGUAGUAGUAUCGGUGGUAUUAUAAAAAGGUGGGAAAAGUUUGCUGGAAAUCGUUCUUCCGUGAAAAUAGUGCGAGAAGAAGAAGAAGAAGAAGAGAGAACUACUAGCACUAGCAGCCGAAAAUCGCGAAAGAAAAAAAGAGGUAAAGAGAAGAAGAAAUAGAGUAAGGAAGGAAGGAAAUAAGAAAGAAUGAAAGUAAGAAAAAGAUAAAGGUAUAACAUUUUACGCAAAGGUAUUCCCAAAAGAGAUAUUCUAGGUUGGUUUCAACUUUGUAUACCUAACCUCAUUUCGUAGGGAAGAUAUGGGAAUCCGGGGAUCUGAAAAUAAAAGUAAAACUAGAUAAGGGGGAUAGGAUAUAUAGAUCCGAUCGAUUCUAAGACUCUGUUUUGUCAUCUUAUUCUUAUUCUUCUUCAAUAUACUUUUCAUCUUUAUUGCCAUCGUCAUAGUGGUGGUAGUGGUGGUGGUGGUGGUGGUGGUGGUAGUUAUGUUGAAACUUAGUACGCAUGAUCACAGUGAAAAAGUUUCUGAAGAGUUGCCAAGCUCGAAUACGUCGUUUUACGUAAGAAGCAUGUAGCCUGUUUCUCAGUUCAGUAAUGUCAAACAGGCAACACAGAUUUGCUACUACUGUAUGGUAUGGUAUGGUAUGGUAUGGUAUGCAUGUAUGCUUAUAUAUACGAGUAGAACUUGGUCUGGAUUCUCUCGUUGAAAAUCCAGUAAGAGCAGUGUGGUGAUACCUUUAAAGGACCUCACGAUCAAACUGGACGCUUGCUUCUUCUUCUUCUUCUUCUUCUUCUCCUCCACCUCUUCUUCUUCUUCUUCUUCUUCUUGUUCUUGUUAUUUGAGGGCAUUGAUCCAGAAAGGUAUCCUCCUCGACCGUUAUUAUCGUCCAUCGAAAACUGGAACCAUGAAGAACGCUUAUCCAGUUGUAACGGCAGCUUCGUCCAGUCCGGUUGAUCCGGAUUCUAACAACGAGACAUCAAAAACCUGCGAAGAUCAAACUGCACCGAUAAUCAGGCUGAAACUUGACAAACCAUUGCAUUGGGAUUGGGAAUUAACAACUACAGCCGAUACCGUUCCCGUUAUACAAUUGUUGGACAGGGACGGUAAAUUAUUGGUCGAGACUACCGGGAAAACUGCCCAAAGAGCCAGGGGUUCUUUUCGGGAAGGUUUGACGACUUACGAAGAAUUUCCAAACAUUACUAGAUCCAUUUCGGUAACCUCGAAACCGGAACCUCUGCGUACCGGAAAUCGUAACAUGGAUGGGUUCAGUAAUAAAUUCGGAUCGGUUGAGUUUGGUUUUAAACCGAGAAAAUCUAGGAGCGAUGCCAAUAUCAAAUUCAUAUCGAACGACAAGAAAAUCAAAUGUAAACAAAACAAACAAUCGGAUAAAAUGUCCCCAGGGCAGCCGGUUAAUUCGAAGAAAUACUCGACCGGUGAUUUUCUACGUCGUCAGAUCCUGGAUGAUUUAAGGACGAGGAGUACGCUUGGAAAGACUCCAGACGAGGUUGCCAAGGAAAGAUGUAGGAAGGUCAAGGCUUACUUGAGAAGUCAAAGUGAUCUUUUGCCUGGUAUCGUUAAUUCGGAAAACGAUUUCGAAGUUGAAAAUCAUUGUCUUGGAUCUAAGAUCGAUUUAAACGAUCAGAAGGAGAAGGAGGAAGAGUAUUCGAGUAAAUUGGAAAACAAUAGUUUGGAAUCCAAGGAACACGCAUUAUUGUCUUCUGUUCCUUUGGUAGAUGGGAAAGUGGUUGUGGUGCCAGUGGAUCCGGUUAAACUCGUGAGAAUUCGAAGUUUCUUGACCGAUAAAUUGCGGGAGAGGAUGGAACGGGAGGAGGCGGAUGAUCGUUUGCCGAUUAACAAACGACACUCUGAUUGUUCUUAUCGUCAGAACAAAAAGGAUGGGGGGGAUUAUCGUAGGAGAAAGGUACGUAGCGAAACUAACGUCAUCAAAUAUUUACCCGGUGAUCAUUUUAACGUGGAAAACUUGUCCCCGAGUUUGAUUGACCAAUUGGAAUAUGACAAAAACGUUCGGGAUAAUAAAAUAGAAAAUGGCGAUGAUCAAACAACUAUGGCUAAUGUUAAUUAUCAUUCAUCAUUUUCAUCAUCUUCAUUAUACGUUCCUACGAUUAUUAGGAAGAACAAAAAUUAUCAUAGAUCUAAAAGUGACGUAUUGUUAACGACUCAAUCUAUCAAUGAUUUCGAAUUGAAGAAAAACAAAACUAAAUCCUCCGAUCGUAGGAGAACCUAUCGGAAAACUAAAAGCGAUCUCCUAUUCUUCGACGAUCCUUACGAGGAAUCGAAAAAAGAUUUGGACAGGAUCGAAAGAUCAUGGCGGGAUUACAAGGAGAGAAAGAAACUCGAGAAACUUCAAAGGGAAACGGAACCGAAAAAGGAACAGGACAAAGAAAUAGUUGAAAAGGAUUGGAAACAGGAGACGGAUCAGAAACAGCAGGAGGAUGAGAAGGAUUUAACUGGCAAAACUAAAUGGAGGAAAGAUUUUCAAAGCGAAUUAUGCGGCGCGAGAAAUUGUAAAAUUUGUCAAAAUCUUCGGAUUUCAUUGAACCAUCCAUCGGAAACCGAAACAAAAGUUUAUACCUUUGAUAUCGAUUCUGAUAAAGAUCAUUCGAUUCAAUUAGAAAAUAAUAAUAAUAAUAAUAAUAAUAAUAAUUCACAGUCGUCUUCUACAAUAGUAUCACCAGAUUUUGGUUACAAUUCGAUACCGAAAAGUGUUUUCAAAGAUUAUCGCGAAUUGUAUGCACGUUCUAACGUUAAAAAAAGCGACACGUUUAAAAUAAUCGAUGGGAGUGAGGAUGGUUACGAGGAAACUCUCGUUGAGGACAAUACCGAUGAUAAUGAACGACGACAGAAAGAUGAAAAUUCUGCUGAGAUGAUCUCAUUGGCGAACAAAUCGAACGAGGACAUCGCUAGGGAUUACUUCAAACGCGUUUACGAACUUCUCAAGAAACGUCAGGAAGAGGCACGUAAGAUUGCUGAAAAACGGGACGUUCAUGGAUACGAUGACUCUUCUUCCUCAAAUUAUGUCGAAGAGGUACGCCGGAGGAAACAUAGGCGUAGGAAGAGGGACACUGCUCAUGGAACAUUCGUUAAUGUGAAAACUUUCAUCUUAAGGACUCGUUUUCAUUGCGCGAAACGUCGGUAUUUAUGCGAUGUCGCAAAUGGGUCCUCGACGCGUUUUAGAAACGUUUAAUGGGAAGGAAAUAAUGACCUAGUAUGAAGAAGAAGAAGAAGAAGAAAUAGAAAAAGAAAAAGAAGGAAGAAGAGUAGAAGAAACAAACCGGUUUUGCGUUAAACUCAUCCUAACACUCGCCAUUUUGU